Echinococcus granulosus is the source of this 1845-nucleotide messenger RNA. Its product is annotated as NF-kappa-B inhibitor-interacting Ras-like protein. The coding region runs from base 1 to 1845 and encodes 614 amino acids. Gene Ontology annotation, molecular function: protein binding; GTP binding; GTPase activity. Lineage: Eukaryota; Metazoa; Platyhelminthes; Cestoda; Cyclophyllidea; Taeniidae. The record is from RefSeq and is a predicted model, not a curated record. Gene Ontology annotation, biological process: canonical NF-kappaB signal transduction. The transcript is spliced from 10 exons.
AUGGUUCGCGCGACUAAAAUCCUUUUAUGUGGUGCUUCAGGAGCUGGAAAAACCAGUCUAGUCUACUCCCUUGAAACUCCUACAAACACUCUCCCAGACCUUCAAAAACACCUGCCAACGUAUGAGGACACUUAUACUCUGUGUAUAUCGGCUGAAAAGAGUAGCCAAGAAAAGGUUCGCAUCUACGAAAUCGGUGGUAUGAACACCUCAAUAGGUCGACAUUUCGUGAAUUCAUCUGACGCUCUUAUUCUGGUCUUCGACAUCACAAGUUUCGACUCCUUUGCUGCGAUGCAGAAAAUAAAGGCAGAUAUCGAUUGCAUAAAGGAAAAACGGGAAAUGCCCACAGUGAUUAUCGGAAAUAAAAAUGAUCAACCCAGAAGUUCUCAAUUUGAAAACUUCCCACCGGGCGCCUGGGCUCAACGAGAAAAAGUUGGGUAUUUUGAGACAAAUGCUUAUGACAAGGCAACUUUUCUACAGAUCCUUUCUGGACUAGUACUCAGGGUAAGACGUCGUUUGCAUUCGGGAAACGGGAAGUCUCCAAUUCUUUCAUUCCAACUUUCUGGGAGUGACCCAUCUUUUAAUGCUUUGGUUUACUAUUUUCUGACUACUACUGUUAUUAUUGGUAAAGAUAACGAAGAUCUCGAACUGAAAAGCGCGUCUUUGUUUGUGUUCGCAAUUCUGCCAGCGUUUUCCUUACCUCUUGUGGGUCCAAAAGGCACAGGGUCAAUCAAAUCGUGUGUCUGCAUUGCCUAUGCAGAGCAAAGCGAAGUUCUUUUUGCCGGACAUGCAGACGGUCACAUCAGCGCCUGCAAUUUCGUCUGGAAACGUCAAUGCGCAGCGUGGCUCGCUCAUCCCCAAUCUCAGGUCAUCGGCUUGUCUGUAGCCCCUUGGAAAGCGGUGACGCGUGAAGCCUGUCUCAUCUCUCAGGGUAGAGAUGGCAAAAUUCGGUUUUGGGAUACUGAUCUAACCCCCUCUCCUAAGCCCCUGCUAGAAGUAGUUUGCUGCCAGUACACUCUCUGUCCCUUCAACAUCUGGCAACCUAGCAGCAAUCUCCACACUGAUCGCUACCUCGUCUACGUUGGAGUGGAUGAGGAGGACGCCUCCACAGUCAACCUAGAGGCGAUUCGAUCGCUAGACAGUUUGACUAUCUGCUCCGUAGAUGCAAGUCAAAUCUCCCGGCUGGGCAUGUGUAUGGCACUGAGUGGAGUCACUUGUGACGGAACCUGUUACUUUUUGGGUGGAUUUGAGGCAGGCUGUGUGGUGCUUUUUGUGGAGGGCAGACAGGUGGCUCGAGUCUCACCUCUCUCGCCAUCAGACAUUCGACCAAUCACGUGUCUGGCAGCUUUCACUGUCAAUGCGUCCAUAACGCUUAUCGCUGUGGGUAAAUCUGCUGUAGCCGAUGGGGACGAACAGCUGCCUGACUUUGAGCUUCUCAAGCUAACGUCCGAAGACCCCUCCAACUUCCUUCUUGAGCGUUGCACCAAAAAGCCUCCCAGCAAUGAGUUCAAUGGCAUCAGUUCAUUGACCUGGCGCAAUGACGGUCGAUUGUUGGCUGCUGGCCAAUGGAACGGUGACAUACGUUGUUUCGCCGUGACACCUAAAGGUCGUGCUCGUUGCCUCGGCAAUCUGCGUAGCCCUGGAGCUGUGGUUGGCGGAGGUACUCUGCUCGGCGAUUGGUCCUCAAUCUUGACCGACCCCUCUAAGCUAACCCCGGGGGAGCGGGAUCAGUCGCUCUCCGUUCGUGGAGCCCUCUUCCUCCCGUCUAAGUGGCUUAUAACCACUGCACCGGCCUCUGCAGGAGGAUUGGGAACCUUAAAUGUUUGGGACGUGUACAGGGACUCUUGA